Messenger RNA from Oxyura jamaicensis (ruddy duck), 11123 nucleotides. RefSeq names its product sperm antigen with calponin homology and coiled-coil domains 1 like (gene SPECC1L). The record is from RefSeq and is a predicted model, not a curated record. Gene Ontology annotation, cellular component: filamentous actin; microtubule organizing center. The transcript is spliced from 16 exons. Gene Ontology annotation, molecular function: protein binding. Lineage: Eukaryota; Metazoa; Chordata; Aves; Anseriformes; Anatidae. Bases 130 to 3555 code for a protein of 1141 amino acids. Gene Ontology annotation, biological process: actin cytoskeleton organization.
UGUGCGCUGCUUGCGGCUCCUCUGGGAGAAAAUGUGGGGAAGAGCCGCAGGUUCGGCCGGAGGAUGUAGCCUGAGCAAGCCCUGCUCACCCCAAAAGCAAACACAGAGCCGGUGCUUCCUGCGCGUUGAAUGGUAUGGACUUUGGCUGCUGUAAGAUUUGUUUGUAAAUGCAUCAUAAACAGACAGCCCAGAAUGAAGAAAGCAAGCAGGAGUGUUGGCUCAGUGCCCAAAGUGCCUGGAGUAAAUAAAACUCAAACAACUGAAAAAAACAAACCAGAGAACGGCUCCUCACUGUCUGCAGUAACAAAACUCUCCAAAACCGGGACAUCAGCAUCCCUUUUGAAGACUAAGAGUAACGAUGACCUCUUAGCAGGGAUGGCUGGUGGCGGUGGAGUGACAAUGACCAAUGGUGUCAAGGCAAAGAAGAGCACUUGCGUAUCAACAGUGUCUUCAGCUGCAGGGACAACCAUGAACAGUCUGGAAAAUAAGCCUAAAACAGUUGGAGGUACAAGUUCCACAACUAAGCGUAGCACUUCAUCUGGAAAUAAAGAAUCAAGCUCUUCUAGAGAGAGAAUACGUGAUCGUUCCCGUGUAAGCCAGAGUAAAAAAUUACCUUUGACUGGACAGGGGACCAAUGAUACGGUACUGGCAAAACGUUCCCGUAGUCGCACCAAUCCAGAAUCGGAUAUUCGAAUGAGUAAGUCCAAAUCGGACAAUCAAAUCAGUGACAAAGCUGCAUUGGAAGCAAAGGUGAACGAUCUUCUGACAUUAGCAAAAACUAAAGAUGUGGAAAUCUUGCACCUGAGGAAUGAACUAAGGGACAUGCGUGCCCAGCUGGGACUUAAUGAAGAUCAAGUUGAAGGUGAUGAAAAAUCUGAAGAAAAAGAGGCCAUUGUUGUCCAUCAGCCAACUGAUGUAGAGUCUACGUUGCUACAGUUACAGGAACAAAACACUGCCAUCCGAGAAGAGCUCAACCAGCUGAAGAAUGAGAACCGAAUGUUAAAAGACAGACUGAAUGCAUUAGGCUUUUCUUUGGAACAAAGGCUGGACAACUCUGAGAAACUCUUUGGCUAUCAGUCUUUGAGUCCUGAGAUUACAGCUGGCAACCACAGCGAUGGCGGUGGUACUCUGACGUCUUCAGUGGAAGGUUCUGCCCCUGGAUCAAUGGAAGACUUGUUGAGUCAGGAUGAAAACACUUUGAUGGACAAUCAACAUAGUAACUCCAUGGAUAAUUUAGACAGUGAGUGCAGUGAAGUUUAUCAGCCACUGACAUCAAGCGAUGAUGCCUUAGAUGCUCCAUCAUCUUCAGAGUCUGAAGGUGUACCGAGUAUAGAAAGGUCUAGGAAAGGAAGCAGUGGCAAUGCGAGUGAAGUGUCCGUAGCUUGUCUGACAGAACGGAUACAUCAAAUGGAGGAGAACCAGCACAGUACAGCUGAAGAGCUCCAAGCCACACUUCAAGAGCUUGCAGAUUUGCAACAAAUAACACAAGAGCUAAACAGUGAGAAUGAAAGACUGGGAGAGGAAAAAGUAAUCCUCAUGGAAUCUCUGUGCCAGCAAAGCGACAAGUUGGAACACUUCAGCCGUCAGAUUGAGUAUUUUCGGUCCCUUUUAGAUGAACACCAUAUUUCAUAUGUAAUUGAUGAAGAUAUGAAAAGCGGUCGCUACAUGGAGUUAGAGCAGCGUUAUAUGGACCUCGCAGAGAAUGCGCGGUUUGAGCGAGAGCAGCUGCUAGGUGUUCAGCAGCACUUGAGCAACACAUUGAAGAUGGCAGAACAAGACAACAAGGAGGCCCAAGAAAUGAUAGGGGCAUUAAAAGAACGGAAUCACCACAUGGAACGGAUCAUUGAGUCAGAGCAGAAAAGCAAAACAGCAAUAGCAUCUACCUUAGAGGAGUACAAAGCCACAGUAGCCAGUGACCAGAUUGAGAUGAACAGGCUGAAAGCUCAGUUAGAGCAUGAAAAGCAGAAGGUGGCUGAGUUAUAUUCUAUACACAACUCCGGAGAUAAAUCAGAUAUACAGGAUUUGCUGGAGAGUGUCAGGCUGGAUAAAGAAAAAGCAGAGACAUUGGCCAGUAGCCUGCAGGAGGAGCUGGCACACACUCGCAAUGAUGCCAACCGGCUGCAAGAUGCCAUUGCUAAGGUCGAGGAUGAAUACAGAGUGUUCCAAGAAGAAGCCAAAAAACAAAUUGAGGAUCUUAAUGUGACUCUAGAAAAACUUCGGACAGAGCUAGAUGAAAAAGAGACUGAGAGAAGUGACAUGAAAGAAACUAUCUUUGAGUUGGAGGAUGAAGUAGAGCAGCAUCGUGCUGUGAAGCUUCAUGACAAUCUCAUCAUAUCUGAUUUAGAGAAUACGGUUAAAAAACUUCAGGACCAAAAGCAUGACAUGGAAAGAGAGAUAAAGAAUCUUCACAGGAGACUCCGGGAGGAGUCUGCAGAAUGGCGUCAGUUCCAAGCUGAUCUACAGACUGCAGUGGUUAUAGCAAAUGACAUCAAGUCUGAGGCCCAGGAAGAGAUAGGGGACCUAAAGCGUCGAUUACAUGAAGCUCAGGAAAAAAAUGAGAAGCUCACUAAAGAGUUGGAGGAAAUAAAGUCACGCAAGCAGGAAGAGGAACGUGGCCGAGUAUACAAUUACAUGAAUGCCGUAGAGAGAGAUUUGGCAGCUCUGAGACAGGGAAUGGGCCUGAGUCGCAGAUCAUCCACCUCCUCAGAGCCAACUCCUACUGUAAAAACACUCAUCAAGUCAUUCGACAGUGCCUCCCAAGUUCCAAGCCCUGCUGCUGCCACAAUUCCUCGCACUCCCUUGAGUCCAAGUCCCAUGAAAACGCCCCCAGCUGCUGCUGUUUCCCCUAUGCAGAGGCAUUCCAUAAGUGGACCUAUCUCCACUUCAAAACCCCUUGCUACACUGACAGACAAAAGACCAAGUUACGCUGAAAUCCCUGUACAAGAACAUUUGUUGAGAACGUCUUCUACCAGCAGACCAGCAUCUUUGCCAAGAGUACCUGCUAUGGAAAGUGCCAAAUCUAUUUCGGUGUCUCGAAGAAGUAGUGAAGAAAUCAAACGGGAUAUCAGUGCACCUGAUGGAGCAUCUCCAGCAUCUCUCAUGGCGAUGGGUACCACAUCCCCACAGCUAUCACUCUCAUCUUCCCCUACAGCAUCAGUGACCCCUACAACCAGAAGUCGAAUAAGGGAAGAAAGGAAGGAUCCCUUGUCUGCCCUAGCAAGAGAAUAUGGAGGAUCCAAGAGAAAUGCCUUGCUGAAGUGGUGCCAGAAAAAAACAGAAGGCUAUCAGAAUAUCGACAUAACAAACUUCAGCAGCAGCUGGAAUGAUGGCUUGGCUUUCUGUGCCGUCCUCCACACAUACCUCCCAGCCCACAUUCCCUAUCAAGAACUAAACAGCCAGGACAAGAGAAGAAAUUUCACUUUGGCUUUUCAGGCAGCUGAAAGUGUUGGCAUCAAAUCUACUCUGGACAUCAAUGAAAUGGUGCGAACUGAACGUCCAGACUGGCAGAAUGUCAUGCUGUAUGUUACAGCAAUUUACAAAUACUUUGAAACCUGAAACCCUAAUAAUCCAACAGAUUCAUGGGAUAGAACCAACAUUAGCUACCAGAUGGAAAUCUUACUGAAAUGCUAAUCACUGAAAACUGGCAACAUUUGAGUCCCCUCAAACUUCAGUGACACUGUUCUGGAUUGCUUCAGAUUGCUUCAUCUACUAAGCUUGGAAACAACUGUUCGAAAGCAAGAACUUGUUGCCACGCUGCUUGGAUAUAACCCAAGUUAUUAAGCUAUUCAGAUUAAUUAUGUAGCCUAAAGAGCCUGGACUACUGAUGUACUGCCUUUCCAGCCAGACUUCCUGAAGCUUUCUUUCCUAAGAGUGUGAGGUGAAUAGAUUCUCUAGCAUAUAGGAGACUAAAUGUACAGCUAAUGCUUUGAGAAGGAAAAGGAUAACAUGGCAUCAUAUUACUGAACUUCCUGUAGUGUCCUGAUACCACAGAGUCUGAAUCUUCCACCCACGGCCUAUGGCACCCCAAGACAGUAGAGUUCUUAAUGAUGGUUUAGUUACUGCCUUUACAGCUAUUUUCCCUUCUUUAAAAUGUGCACAAUAUUCUAAGAAAACAAGCUUUCAUUCUGUAACGACAACUUAAGUGGAAAAGUGGUCUUGAUACCUCGAAUAAUUUGGCACGGAAGAACUCUUCAUUCUAAAGCUUCGUUAUAAGCCUACCUCUGUCACAGCGAUGUGGCUUCCAACUCGAUCUUAUGGAUUGUAAAGACUAGCCACGUACAGCUCCUGGUUUUCAGGGUAUGCUGUACUUAAAGGAAUCUGUCACAACCUCCCUGUGCUUCCAUAACAGAAAUGAAUCAAUAAUCGACCCUUGUAUGGCUUGUUCUUUCCCCUCUUCCUUCUUUGCCUGUAUAGCAUGCACAGCUACCCCAGGCUUUACUUCACAGCAAUACAAGCAAACAUCACGGAUAUCUGUGGUAGAAUUUUGGAACUGGGAUAGCAUUUCCUCUGCAGAGAAGAUACUUUCAAUAAGAUGUAAUAAUGAAGUAGUUUGUCUCAAAAUCCAGCUUUGCCAUGUUUCCUCUGUGUUUUUUUCAUUGAUGUCGCCCAUCUUCAUCGGACUGACAGAAGGUGAGAUGUUCUCUGACAAGAACUGUGGAGGGAACUAAUGAAACAUGUGAAGACCCAGUAGUCUUGAAUAUUGUGUGGAAAAGACUCACUGUCACAAGGAAGGAAUUGAGAAACUUUAGUCUUGAUCAGCUUUUAUUUUCCUAAAAUGUACCUGAAUUCAUGUAACAACUCUCGGGCAAGAGUUCAAGUAAGUGCCUUAGCUAUCAUUGAAUUGAUACAUCCUGGCACUUCAGGGCUUUGUGCAGAAUGUUAAUGGCUCAGAAUGAUUUCAUCUAUCCAUUUGUCAUAAGCUGUUAAAAUGUUUGUUGUAACCUUGUUUGUCAAAUCAAGGGAAGACUUCUCUCUGCCAUUGCUUCUGCCUCCUGUUUUUCUGAAUACUUAGCAGUUAAGCCACAGUUGAACAUGUCUUAUUAAUAUUAAGCAGAAGCCUACUUUAGAAGUGAGUUCUGUAACAACUGCUAUUUAUAAGCACAUGCUCUUUCAACACAGUAACCCUGUUAUUAAGAAAAUUAAUCUGCCAUUCCUAUGGUGCUCUUAUGACUGUUAAGGACAGUUUGAAUGUCAUGGAUGUUAACCCAGUGAAUGCAACCCUGCUUGGUAUCUGUGAAACUUCAUCGUGGUAUAAAAGCACAGAUUUAACUCAGAAUUAUUGCCAAAUCUCAAAAGCUAUCAUUUGAAGAACAUAGCCCACGUGAAGAAUAACAAUUCAGCAGCUAGAGUUAGAUAAAAUUACUUCUUACAGUGCUUGCACUGACAGGUCUGUAACACAGUAAAAAUGUGCCUGUGAGAAUUAUGAAAAGUUGCUAAAUAACUGCUUAAUCCACAUUGAGGGUCUUUUGGAGAAGUUUUCAGAGCAACAGUGUCUCAUACAUCCUUACAAUUCUUUAGACUGAAUAUCCCUAAAAGUAGCUAGAUACCCUCAGAUUAUCAAUUGGUGCAUUUGAAGAGCCAACAUUAUCUAAAGACAAUUGUUGCAAGAGAGGCUUCAAAUGAAGAAUCUUCAUUAACAGAUUUUAAUAAAAGUCUGAAAUACAAUUUCCUCUCCCGUAUAUUUCUUCCGAUAUUUUUAUUUUACUUCUUCAAAUAAGUCUCAAUAAGAAUAGUCCCAUAGGAAAUACAGUCUUGCUGUUUCACAUUGCAUCUCUUACUAAAUUCCAGUUUGUGCACAUUUAUGCUUAAAAAUCUCUGCUCUUCCUUUGAACGGACAUCCUUGUCUGUGAUUCUUAGUCAUUGCCAUAUAUUUUAAGAAAAUAUUUUUCUAAUGCAUUUCUUUCUCUAAAUCCACUAAUGACCAGUUGUAUUUUAAGCUGAUUUUUUAAAUCUAAUCGUCAACUUCAUUUACCCAAAAUACUGUACUAGUCCUUAACUGAAAUAACACUUAAUGGUAUAACCAUUUGUAGAAGGAGGAAUCGCAUUUUUCAGAUACCUUCGUUUAAAAGAUGAGCUGCUAGUCUUCAGAGAGAGAAGUUAUGUGUAAUUAUAGAAAAGAUCUUAUUUUGAACUUGAGAGCUCUGCAAACUUCUUCUUAGUGAGGUUUAAUCAGACAGACCACUGUCUGUAAAGGAAUACUGGGCUCCAUAAAUAGAUUUUUUUUUAUAUAAUUAUAUAUCUGAGCCUUUACAAAUGAGAUGCCAUACAGCUGUCCAAGUGACCAUAAUGAAGCAAUGAAAGAUAUCAAACAAACAUAAUACCCUGCUGCACUCUACUACAUGUUUUUUUUCCAAAGGGUCAAACAGCAUUUAAUUUUUCAGAUAGAAGAGCAGUAGCCCUUCUGGAUGUGGGUGACACUGCUCUACUUGGUUCCUACUUACACUCAAUCCUGAAACAGCCUGUUGUUUUUUACAUAUGAAGCGAGGUUUCUGCUGAUUUACCUUCCUCUCUUUUUCAGUCCAGAAAAUAUUUCAGAAUGUACUAAAAAAACAAGACAAAUAUUUUUAUCAUCCGUUUAUAUUACUGCAUUUUAAUAUGUGCCUUGCUGUAGUAUAUCAGGGUUACUCAUUGCCAGCUGCAGGGGUGGGGGCAAAAUUGAUCUGUCAAGCAUAUUGAUGUAGAUACAGCUAUGUAAUCUUCUGGAUCCUGUUUACUGAAUCACUUUCACAGACUACGGAGACGUCAGGUUAGAGCCAGAUGUGCAUUGUCAUCCUGAUGCAAGAUCAUAAACAAUGAACUGAGCAAACACUUGUGGGGUUUUCUUUAUCAAAAAGAAGGGAUGGAAAAAAUGAUAAAUUUUGAUAAUUCAGGAAAAUUCCUAUCAGUGAAUGAAGUUUUGGUACAGAGUAUCUAACAAUAAUGGAAUUGCAGUGACUUCAGAAUGAUUUACACUUGACUUGGUUUUCAGUUGGUUUGGUUUGAUUCGGUUUGAUGUGGUUGUCUUUUAUAUUUAAAUGGAAACACUAAUUCAGUACCUCUGUUGUGAAUCUCAGUGACCAUCACAAAAACCUUUCAUUCUCAUGCCUGAAAAAUUGUGCACAAAAUUUUCCCUUUUAAAGUUGUGAUUGUGGAUAGAUUAUCCAGAGUAUAAUAUUUACUCACUACGUAUUCUGAUUUAGAAGUAGGUUUUUGUCUCUUUUACGUAAAAUGUGUUUCUCAAGUUACAUUUAUCAUUUAUUGGAUAAUUACUGAUGAUUUGUCUCCAGUUUUGUAAAAUACUCCCACUGUUUUUGUAAAAUAUUCCCACUCUUUGUAAAAUAUUCCCACUGUUUUUGUGUUUAUGGGAAAUCUGUUAUUAUGCUUUUGUUCAUUCCUUUAUUUGCCAGAGCAAAACCAACUCAGCUUUGAUGCAUUGGUGUAUUAAUGCACCAGCUGCUGUUAAUGCUGCUGGCUGCAGGCAGGCUCUGGUCAUACCUGCUCAAGGAGAAACAAACACACUUGAUCUGAUGAUGCACACGGUGCAGUGGUUUAAACUGCUGAGGAUCUGCCUUAAGCAAUUUGUAGCUGUGACAAAAAAAUCUCCUUGGUGUCUCCCUUCUGUUAAUUAUCUCAGUGUUAAUUCUUUGUUUUUGUUUUUCAAUUCCCUGAUUCAACACUUUAGAUAGUUUAAAAACUGACUGUUUGGAUUCUGUUGCAUCUUUUGCAUGACCAAAACAGUACUUUUACUCAAAUCUGUCAGUUUCUAUACAGUUUUGACCUAAGUACAAAUCUUAUUUUAGCCUAGUUCCCAACAAGAACAUUUGGGAAAUUGGAGAUAUGGAAAACCUCUGGGUGUAAGUUUUACUUUGUUCUGUUUGUGACCAGCCUGGGAACACUGUCUGGUUUUUAGCUGAUAUGUGACAGUCUCUUCUGAAGCUGCCCCUUCUGGCUGGCUGGCAAGAAGUUAUGCACAGGCUAAAGUUAAGCCUUUAAAACUGUGUUUAUAUGACUCAUGUGGUGACUUUACCUCUUAUUUGCCUAUUACAACUAACACAGUCACAGUUGAGCUGCAGGCUGCCUUGAGCAGGAGCUAUUAGAGGACACAAUUCUUCUGGGAAGGAAGCCAGUUGUAUACCUGACACCAGUUUUUGCCUAUUAUGAGAAAUACUCCUGCUGAGGUGGCCUAAGAAAUGGAAUUUUAAAAUAGCGUUUGUGUAGAGGUUGAUUUAACUAUAUAGCUUGUGGUCCUUCCCUUGACUUGGCAAAUAUUUAUUUCUGUGUUAUUUUUGUGUUCUGCCAAGCUCUACUUCUGCAAUCCCUUUCUUAAGCUAGCACUAAUGUAUGAAUCCUUAAUAAAAUUAACCAGUUUGAGAAAUGAUUUGGUGGGACGUGCUGUUAAAGCAGAGUAGUCAUCCACGGGUUUUAGACAUGGUGCUGUGCUUUCCCAGGUUAGUGUGUGUUGAUUGGCAAAAUACAUUAGAACUGCUCAACUCUUCUUUGACUUCCUUACCUCCCAUAUGAUCCCCCAGGGGACCCAUCAGGUGUUCCUGCUCUGAAUUUACCAACACCUUAGAUGUGUUGUGGGUUCAUAGGCAUUUCAGAACGUUUAAUUGUCCCCAUUUAGAAAGGUAUCUAGAAUAGUGUUUCUGCCUUCAAAGGACAGUGGCUAGCUGGGUUUUGGAUUACUCUCUGGCUUGCUGAGCUUAUCCAGUCCUUCAUACAGCUAAGUUUUUUUCUGUGUGUUCCCUACGAUAUCAGCAUAAGUGUUGAAGUAUGCUUGGUAAUUGUCAAAUCCAUUAUGUUGAGCAUCAGAAAUAUGUAGCAAGUACACUUCUUGAUAAAUAAUACUAAAUAACAAAAGAUCAAGUUUUGUACACUUCUGAUUUCUGUCAAUGUUGACAAUAAUGUCUUUUUUUUUUCCUUCUGUGCUUGCCAGUUUUUGGGCUACAACACUGAACUCAGUCUGAUGAGGCCACUAUCCUGGCCUCCAGAAAUGAAUUCAUUCUGUGAGAAUAAACGUGUUCCCUCACACUGAAACUUCAGUAACACCUAUGAAUACUAGAUGACUUCCUUCCCACUGGCAUUCAUCUUUUACUUGGAAUAUUCCUUACUCUUAGGCCACUGUCUGCUAGAGUUACAGAUAAAGUUGCCAUCAGUUCCAGCAGGACUUGUGGAUCCAAAAUGGUAGGGGAAAUUUCUUGUAGCAUGUUAUGGGCAGCCUGACGUUAAUAAGCUUGUUUCAUUUUAAUUCCCGAUUUUUAGGGGGUUUCAGUUUAGUCAACAUCACUUACUCAAAGCUGAAAUGUGGCACAUUUAUUCUCCACUGGGAAGUAUGCUUCUGUUUAAUAAUAUUUUUAUGAGAUUGUAUUUAUGAAAACUAAAAAAAUGUUGUGAAGCUAGUUUUAUUGCACUUUUCUAAGGCUUUUGUAUUUCGCAUAGCGUUCUAGAACAUGAACAAGUUGUUUGGGGAAGUUAAGGUUUAAAACUUACUCUGCCCCAGCUUAGCAGUGUAUUACGUGCAUUUUCAUUCUAGUGACGUAUGUAUUAUUUCAAUUGCAUGUGACAUGGGUAUUUAUAUGGUAGUUCCGAAGCCCAGUGGACAUUUCCUGCUGCAGAGGAGCCAUUGGCAGUCCUGGUUCCACAGUUCAUGAACUGACCUGUUUUGACAGUAGACUGCAUUUGCAAUAAUGGGAUAGCUGUUUUCUUUUUUUUCCUUUUUUUUUUUUUCCUGAACUCUUUAAAUAAAUGGGGAAAAAGAGGCUCUCUUUGUUCCAUUGUUGAAGUUUCUCUGGAAGCUUUUACUGGUUUCCAAUUAUUGCAUAUGUUCAACUAGGAUGAUUACUUGGGAAUCAACUCAGUAAAGAGGGCGUGAGUACACAUAACAUACUCAAGUAAUUAAUCCUCAUAACUUGCAACAUUUCAGUUUGUUAGAAAAUUGUUUUUACAUGUAUAGUAGGGUCAUUUUUACUAUUUUUAAGUAGCACUUUUAUACUUAUCUGAAGGGUUUUUUGAACAGAAAUGUCUUCUGUAUGUUAUCUAAUGGUAAGAAAGAUAACACUAUGAAACAAAACAUAGAAUAGCUAGCUUUCAGACCGUCAGUUCACUUUAGGUCAGUAAUGAUCAGGAGUUGUUCAAUGUGUAUGAAAUAUAUCAGUGAUCCCAUUUAAUAUUGGGCAACUCUCCAGAUCAAAGUCAGAAGGGCAUUAAUUGGUACCCUCUAGCUCAUGGAUGUGAGGGUACUUUCAGUUCAGGUGUGAGGCAGAAUUGACAGAACAGUGUGAUUAAUUUUGGACUUCAUGAAAAAAACAGUUUUAUCAAUGUCUCAGUCUAACUUCACAGCGCUAUAUUGGAUAAGGACUAACCUUGUUUGAAUAGACACCACAGCCAGUACUAAUAUCUCCUAAAUAACUAAUUUAAAGCUCAUUUUCCAUGGCCUUUAAAGAUGAGGUAAAAACAAUAGGUCUUAAAAGCUCUUCUCUUCCAUCCUGCUUUUCUGAUUGGUUUUGGUUUUAUACUCAUUUGAAACACAACUGUUAGACUGACCUAACAGCACGUCUGUGGGUUUAAUGAUUCUCAAUCUAAACAAGCACUUUUCUCUAUUCCAAAACCCUUGCAAAUGGUUUACUUGCACAUUCACAUACAUUGAUGUUUUGCAUAAAUGUGUAUUUAUAUGUACAUAUAAAUACACACAUGCAAAUGUUUGUGUGUGUAUAUGUACAUAUGCAGAUUUUUAAUAAAACUGAACGUCUUUCAAGAAGUGCUUGAGUCUUUAAUACUUAGGAUGGUGUAAUAGCUUCUGCAUUUAAAAGGUAAGGAGGAAAAAAAUAUUUUGUUUCUGGUUAGAUCUGAGAAAUACAGUUUUGAGGAAAAUUUGGAAGUGUGUUCAAAUUGUACUUCACUCUGUUUCUGGUUUGAAAGGCACAAGCUGGUAGGUAUUGGAACUUAAAAGGUCAGCAAGCAUAUUUGAAGCUAAACCUUUUGGAGGACCAAUAUGCUUUUAGUUUGCAAGGACCACUAAAGAUCUGGGCAUUUACUUUCUACAUAAUGUAUUCUGUAUGAGUAUUUAGUAUGUAUGCCUUCAAUUUGCCAAUGUUGCCAUGUUUUCUUCUUAAUUAUUCAUGAAAUAAAGAUUGCAAAUAGCAAAA